AUGAAUUUUAAUUCCUUCAACACAUUCGGCCAUUGGGGUGUAUUCGAAACCCAGGAAGAAAAGCAAAUACGCGAACAACAGGAGAAGGAACUACAACAACGUGAAUCACAGCAACAAGAAACAGAAUCGUAUGAACAUACUUCAAAAAAUAGGGAAAUGGAAAAUAAUGAAAUUGAUCUCUUGGUCACCUCGCUUGGAUUAACCUCUCUGGUUAAUGAAAUUGGUGAAGAUAAAAACAAGGAGGAUGUUUUGAAAUCUAACGACGAAAAAAUACUAGAGAUAGUACUAGAAAGCGAUGAAGAAAAUGAAAAAGAAAGUAUUGAUCCAACAAAUUUAUCAGAAAAAAAGGAAGAAAAGGAAAAAGACGUUAAGAAGGAUGAAAACCCUUUUAUCGAGCCAGAACCAGUUGAAAUAGAAAACCCGUUACCAUUAUCAAUUUUGAAACGUCGCUCAGUGCCUUUGAUUGAUUAUCUAUGUCAACUACACAACUGUGCAUUCAAAGAGCUUCAUGUACUAUUCUAUAACAUCGAAAAACGCCGAGAAAUAAUUUUACACUUACAAAAUCAAGUUCAACUACGUACAUCCCAUUUGCUUUUUUAUAAAAAUUUUGUUAUUCGGUGCAACGAUUUUACUGUCCACCCAGCAAGUAUUGUUCCUGCUAUGGGCGGAUAUUUGAAUAUAACGGUACGUGGGUACUACUAUGUAAAACAUGGCAUCAAAUUACGCCACCCAUACUUGCCAUGCUUAAUUGAAUUUGGAGGAGGACAUCAUCGUUCUUACUACCCGCUCGAAGUUAUUUGUGUUUCUAAGAAAAGUAAACAGAUGAAAAAAUGCUAA
Messenger RNA from Meloidogyne enterolobii, 837 nucleotides. NCBI's taxonomy places the organism in Eukaryota, Metazoa, Nematoda, Chromadorea, Rhabditida, Meloidogynidae. The record is from the annotation of a GenBank genome assembly.